This is a messenger RNA of Populus trichocarpa (black cottonwood), 4032 nucleotides long. RefSeq names its product exocyst complex component EXO70A1. The record is from RefSeq and is a predicted model, not a curated record. The coding region runs from base 1575 to 3578 and encodes 667 amino acids. The transcript has a single exon. Gene Ontology annotation, molecular function: phosphatidylinositol-4,5-bisphosphate binding. Gene Ontology annotation, cellular component: exocyst. NCBI's taxonomy places the organism in Eukaryota, Viridiplantae, Streptophyta, Magnoliopsida, Malpighiales, Salicaceae. Gene Ontology annotation, biological process: exocytosis.
UCCAAACUACCUCAUUCAAGGAAGAGAUACAUCCGAGUAGGAUAAGAAAUUCCUUUCCUUCAUCUUUAAUCCCAUUCUUCACACUGGAAUCAGUUUCACAGUCAAAAUAGUCCUCUUCUUGGAUUGUGCCACUACUGUGAAACAUGCUGGUCAGUCUUAGUCUCUUCAUUGAAGCAGGGAAAGUGGAGCAUCCGAGAAUUUGCAAGCAGACAGAAAGGGGAGCAAAGGUGACAUUGGUCGGAACAUCAGAAAGAAACGGAAAUCCUCUGACACUAAAGUUCCCAUUGGACAUAUCAAAUUAUUUUUCUAAACCCUCCUGUCUGCUAAUGUCAAACGGUGGAUCAGCAAGAUCAUUCGAGUUGCCAUAGCAGAGGAAAACAGAGAGACAACUACAAGAAGAACAGAAUAUUUAAACGUUGGGAAACAGUAGGGUUUUAUUGGAAAGCACCGCUAGGAAAAUAAAUAAAUUUGUGUACUAGCUCUACAAACAUACACACACAGAAGAGAAGAAGCUUGCAGUUGCACGAAAACAAAUACUUGUAACGGAAAAAGUGAUGUAUACGUGUAGAAAAAAUCAAGUAAGCUUGGCAAGCGCCAAUGGCAACUGUUUGGCACUAGAGACAUGGAACUUGAAAGUUCCAAGUGACACUACACCUUCCCUUACGUCUUUUUUUUUUUUUUAGUUUUUUGAGUUGUAUAUAUUGGUUUUUUUAAUAUAUUUUCAUGGGAUUUCUUUCAAUUUUACCAUGUCAUGAUCCCAAAAAAGACUAAUAGUAGAUCAAACUAGGAUGUUUAAACAAGGUUGUUGAGCUGUGAUGACCAAACAAAAUACGAUGUAAGGAGGGGGGGGUGCAUUGAAAUGCAGAAUUUAUAGUCCUCCAAAAGACCUGAGGUGCUUGUUUUCUCGAUUUCUUUGUCAAAAAAGCCACCUAAAAUUUAUCAAAACAAAUAAUUUUUGGAACACAAGCAAAGAGCACAUGUCCUCUCUCUUAACUCUCAAGAUUUUUGGAUGCAUCAAAAUACAAUAGAAGAAAGAAAUUUGAUAUGCGCAAUACUUUUGAUCUUCUGCAAUUCCUUCUUUGCAUAUCUUGACGUCGUCAAUGGAGAUCCUGAACAGGUAAGUUUUUUUUUUAUUUUUGCUUGGUUGUUUAGUUGUUGAUAGAAAGUAGAAACUUCAGUUCCUGUCAUAUUGGUAUUUUGAGGUUGAUGUCCAAAAGUGAUACUUCAGUUGCUGUUUUUAAAGUUCAAGUGGGGUUAUUUUUCUGUUUUUGAAUUCUGGAAGUCCAUGUUAGUCUAUUGAUUCUGCAUUACGUGGUUGUUGGGGUUUCUGAGAGAUGUUUGUUUUGCAAGUGAGGUUUGGUUUGAAUAUGGCUAGUCUUGUGUUUUUUUUUUUUUUACCUGAUUUGGUGAGUUUGGUAAAGAAAAAGUAAAAUGAGUGACAGAGAAGAAACUAAGAGAGAAUCCUUUUGGACAAUUUGUUGAAUCUUGACAAUGCAGUGUAGUAUUUAAAGACCAGAUGAAAUAGUAGUUGAGUCAUUUCACUGGGAAUUUGAGGGCUAGGGCUUGAUUUGGCAAUGUCUCAAGUGGAUGGCAUUGACAAUCUUGUAGCUUCCAGGAUAGUCUUGAAGACCAGUAUAGAGAAUUCAAGAGCUCUUGCCUCUGCUUUUGACAGUACAGGCCAAAGAUUGGAGGGGAUGAAACAAAGAUUACCAUCUCUGGAAGCCGCUGUUAGACAUGUCCCCAGGCAAAAGUGCACAUUUGUUGCAAUUAGAGAGCAUAUUGAUCGUGCCAUUGGCCCUGCCGCAGCGGUGCUAAAGGUGUAUGAUAUCAUUCAAGAGCUCCAGAAGUCACUAUUGUCUCACCCGUGUUCUGAUCUUUCAACUUACCUGCUAAUGGUGAAACAGCUUGAGGAAUCAUUGAAAUUUCUGGCUGACAACUGCAGGCUAGCAAUUCAGUGGCUGGAGGCUAUUCUUGAGUUUCUGGAAGAUAAUGCAGUUCAUGAUGAUCUUUACAUCUUGAACGUCAACAAGUCAUUGAGCAUCCUGCAAGAGUUGCAAGCCACUGACAAACAUGCUCGGCUCGGUGGGGGAAUUCUCUGUGCUGCAUUGGACAAACUUGAAAUUGAAUUCAAGCAGAUUCUUGUGGAGAACCGCAUUUGUGUUGUUUUGGAUUCUUUCUCAUCUUCUAUUAGAAAUCAAGCCUCCAUUGCUCCAUCUCCUCUGCCAGUGGCUGUUAUACAGAAGCUUCAGGCUAUUGUUGAGAGGCUAGAUGCAGAUAAUAGGCUUGAGAAAUGCAUUUCGACUUAUGUUGAAGUUCGGUGUCUGAAUACCAUGAGAAGUUUUCAAGCUCUUGACUUGGAUUACCUCAACCAGUCAUUCAACGAAUUUGAUGAUGUGCAAGAUGUUGAGUGUUACGUUGAUCAAUGGUGCAAGCAUUUGCAGUUGGCUGUAAAGCAAGUUUUUGAAACUGAAUAUAAGCUUUGCAGUGAUGUGUUUGAGAAGAAUGGACCAGAAGUUUGGAUGGAUUGCUUCGCAAAAAUCGUUACACAAUCUGGAAUUCUUUCUUUCCUCCGCUUUGGAAAGAAGAUUACAGGGUGUAAGAAUGAUCCAGUCAAGCUCAUGAAGCUACUGGACAUUUUUUCGACGUUGGACAAUCUGAGAGUGGAUUUCAACAGACUUUUUGGAGGGUCAGCAUGCAUUGAAAUCCAGACUAUGACUAGGGAUCUCCUCAAGGGAGUUGUUAAUGGAGCUUGUGAGAUUUUCUGGGAACUUCCGAUCCAAGUGGAGCUGCAAAGGCGAAGCUCACCUCCUUUAGAUGGCAGUGUUCCAAGGCUAGUAAGCUUUGUAACCGAUUACUGUAAUCAUCUACUAGGGGAUGAUUAUAGGCCACUAUUGACUCAGAUUCUGACAAUUCAACAGAGUUGGAAACAAGAGAAGUACCAAGAGGAACUCGUUACCAACCAGAUUUAUUACAUAAUAAAGCAGAUUGGUCUAAACUUGGAUGCAUGGUCAAAAGCCCACUAUGAUCUCACACUGUCCUACCUUUUCAUGAUGAAUAACCAUUGUCAUUUUUGCUGCUUGAAAGGGACAAAUCUUGGAGGUUUGAUGGGAGAUUCUUGGUUGAAAGCUCAUGAACAGUAUAGGGACUAUUACAUGACUCUUUACCUGAGAGAAAGCUGGGGAAAAAUAUUUGCUUCUCUUAGCCAAGAGAGGGGAUUUGCGGGGGAUUUGGUCAAGAAGAGACUGAAGUCAUUCAAUGAGGAGUUUGAUCACAUGUACCAGAAGCAAUCCAAUUGGGUUGUUCCCUGCGAAGACUUAAGGCUGAAGAUGUGUAAACUUGUUGUCCAGGCUUAUGUACCUGUUUACAGGAGCUACUUGCAGGACUAUGGAUUCCAGGCUGAAACUGAUGCUAGUCCCAGCAGACAUGUGAAAUACACUACGCAAGGUUUGGAAGCCAUGCUCAGCUCUCUCUUUCAGCCAAAGCUAAGCAAGUCUGGCAGCACCAAACACAACCGUUUGAUUGGUAAAAUAAAAGACAUCGUGACAGAUAACUUUCGCUUGACACUAAUGGCUGUAUAAAGCGUACAAGGUUCUUACAGUUGCCUCUUCUCUCUGUUAUCUACUAGCUAGCUUCUUCUUCUUCUUUUUUAAUUUCUCCUAGAAAUUCUAGCUCCUGUCUUGUGUAUGUUUGUUCAUCUGCCAAAUGAAAACACAUCGCUUGGUGGUUGAGGUCCUCUGGCAAGUUGCAAUUGAAAGGUGAAGUUUGCUUGUAUCGGCUUGUACCGAUACUUCUGAACACGGUGAGUUUGGUGGGGAAGUUGUACUCUUGCUGUUCGUAACUUUCUGGUUAAGAAUGAUGACGAUGGAAUGGAGGGGUAACGAUUACAAAAUCACAGAUCAUUAUGUCAAUGUGGCUUAUAGUCUUAAUCUUAAUAGAUUAUUAUAAUAUUAAUUUCUAUAAACUUUGACUUGUAGAAACUUUUUAAUAGUUGACCAGUUGAUAUGAAAAAAUCAUAUUUUUUUGUGAUUUAAA